This is a messenger RNA of Thermochaetoides thermophila DSM 1495, 3693 nucleotides long. RefSeq lists its product as uncharacterized. Bases 1 to 3693 code for a protein of 1230 amino acids. The transcript has 2 exons. Gene Ontology annotation, biological process: mitotic spindle assembly; microtubule-based movement. Gene Ontology annotation, cellular component: nucleus; spindle microtubule. NCBI's taxonomy places the organism in Eukaryota, Fungi, Ascomycota, Sordariomycetes, Sordariales, Chaetomiaceae. The record is from RefSeq and is a predicted model, not a curated record. Gene Ontology annotation, molecular function: plus-end-directed microtubule motor activity; microtubule binding; ATP binding.
AUGGGCCCGCCCCCGCGACCGACGGCUGGGCGCGCCAGCGGCAUCAGGCCGCCAACAAGACAGGCUACGACACGACAGCAGCAAUCCUCGCAGAACGCCCCUAGGCACGCGUCCAUCUCCCGAUUGCAGCGCGCAGCGUCGCCAGCCGAGUCGGUGGCGUCGAUGUCGACAGCGACAACAACAGGCGCCAAGCGUAAGGAGCGCGACUUCGACCUGGACGACAUGGAGGCUACCAACAUCAAUGUCGUGGUGCGAUGCCGGGGACGCAACGAGCGCGAGGUGCGCGAGAACAGCCAUGUGGUCGUGCGAACCGAGGGCACCAAGGGCAGGCUGCUCGAGCUCGCCAUGGGCCCCAACGCUGUUAGCAACAAGUCGUACGAGUUCGACCGCGUCUUCUCGCAGGCUGCUGAUCAGGCUAUGAUCUUUGAGGAUGUCGUGCGCCCUGUGCUGGACGAGAUGCUGGCCGGCUACAACUGUACCAUUUUCGCGUACGGCCAGACCGGCACCGGCAAGACGUAUACCAUGUCGGGUGAUCUGACAGAGACGAUGGGCAUGUUGUCUGAUAAUGCCGGCAUCAUCCCGCGUGUCCUGCAGUCGCUGUUCAAGAAAUUGGACAUGGACGAGAAGGAGUACUCGGUGCGCGUGUCCUUUAUCGAGCUGUACAACGAGGAGCUGCGUGACCUCUUGUCGUCCGACGAAAACAAGCAGCUCAAGAUCUUCGACGACACUUCGCGGAAAGGACACACUACGACCAUCGUCCAGGGCGCCGAGGAGCGCUACAUCCUCAAUGCCGCCGAAGGCCUGCGCUGUCUCCAGGAGGGCAGCGUCAAGCGCCAGGUGGCUGCCACGAAAUGCAACGAUCUAUCGUCUCGCAGUCACACCGUCUUUACUAUUACCGUUUAUCAGAAGCACGAGACUGACAGCAAUGGCGAGGAUAUGUUCAUGCUGGGCAAGCUGAACCUCGUCGAUCUGGCCGGCAGCGAGAAUAUCCAACGGUCCGGCGCCUCCGACAAGCGGGCAGCCGAAGCCGGCCUGAUCAACAAGAGCUUGCUAACGCUCGGCCCUGACUCGGCUGCUGCAAGACUCGCUGGGUGGACGCACCAAGACGUGCAUCAUUGCUACGAUCUCGCCCGCGCGCAGCAACCUCGAGGAGACCAUCUCGACGCUCGACUAUGCCUUCCGGGCAAAAACAUUCGCAACAAACCCCAGCUCAACGCGCUGACCAACAAAAAGGCCCUCCUGCGCGAGUUUAUCGUGGAGAUCGAGAGGUUGAAGGCCGAGCUUAUCGCCACGAGGCAGCGGAACGGUGUCUACCUGUCAAACGAGGCAUACGAGGAAUUGACCGUGCAAAACGAGUCGCGACGUAUUCUCACCGAGGAGCAGGCAGCAAAGAUCGAAACGCUCGAGGCAAACCUCAAGAAUAAGCUGCAGGAAUUCCUGGCUCUGCGUUCUAAUUUCCUGGGUCUCAAGAAGGAGAAUGAGGAGCUGUCGGACGAACUGGGCCGCUCCAAGGACGCCCUUGAGCAGACGGAGCUCAUCCUGGCGGCUACCAAGAAGUCCCUCGAGGAAGAGACGAUGCUGCGCAAGGCGCACCAAGAGACCGAGCAGAAGCUUGCUUCGCUAGGCGGCCAGCUCGUCGGCACACUAAAGCGCACCGUCAGCGACAUCGACGGGCUGCGGGCCAAGAACAAGCGGCGGGCUGAGCUGCAUUCCCUGAACCGGAACACAUGGGAGAAGUCCCAGGCUCGUGUGGCCGAGGUGACGGAGCUGGUCGAGGACCGGCUCGACGCCUUCCGGCAGGACCAAGAACGACACAUCUCCAGUGUCUCCCGGCGCAUCCAGGCAUUCGUCAAAGAAGAGCUGGACCAGCUAGCCGAGACCCAAACCCUCCUCGACACCUCCCUCGCCGACUUCUCCUCCGCCAGAGCCCGUCUCCUCGCCCAGCAAGAGCGCUCCAAAGAAGAGCUCGACACCGUCCUCGAAGACAUCAAGCUCGUCCGCGACAAGGUCAAGCAGCGCGUCGGCUCCAGCCUCCAAGCUAUUUCCACGGCGGCGGAGCGCAUCGCCGCCGACGUGCUCGGCGAGCUUUCUGCCCUCCACACCCACCUGCACGACUCGUACGCCUCUCUCGGCCGCGACGUCAAGUCCCUCUUCGAUGAUCUACUUAAGCACAUGCGUGCGCAAAAGGCCGAGUCUGAUCGCCUCCGCCGCGAGCUCGAGGCCGCUACCCAGGCCAUGAUCGAAGCGAAUGCUUCCCACGCAGCCCGCAUGAAGGAGGUGCUCGAAGAGGAGCGCACGCAAGCUGCCCAGGAACGUCAGGCCCUCCUCGCCCAAAUCGCCAAGCUCAUCACCACUCAAGCCGACCUGCAAGACUCCCGGCUCACCAACCGCGCCCUGCAGAUCCAGUCGUCGAUGGAGGAUGCAAGCACCGCUUUCGCAUCCUCCGUAGACGAAUACACCUCCGGCAUGCGCGCCUGGAGCGAGAAGGACGAUGUCGUCCUCGCCGAAGUGUCCCGCUCGCGCGAUGCGCUUAGGACGCAGCUGCAGAGUGAUUGGGCUGCGGCUGAAAGGUACAGCACCGCGAUUCAGACGGCUACCAAGGCGGUGCAUGCCGAGACGGUCAGGGUUGUCGAGGGGCAGGUCGAGGAUCUGGACGUGCAGAUGGGGGAUUUGGAUGCGUUUGUUGCGCGCGCGAGGCAGCAGAAUGCGAGCGGAAGUGGGAAGUGUGCUGAGGCGGUUAGAGGGGUUAGUAGCGCGGUCGAGGGGGGGCUUGGACGGUUGGCGGAGCGGUUUGGAGAGGUGGGGGAGAGGAUGCAGAGGUUAGGGGAUGCGGUUGAGGGGGAUGUGGAGGUGGUCGAAGAGGGGAUGGACCAGCUUGAACAGAGCGUCGUUCGGCCCCUUGCUGGUCUAAGAGAGGAGGUUGUCAAGAUCAAGAUGAAGGAGUAUGAACCGACCGGCAAGACGCCCGAGAAAACGUCCUACCCUAUCCCAACCAACCUCCCGCGCACCGCACCCCACGAGAUCCUCCUCGCCAGCAUGCGCGGCGAACCUAUUCCGGAACUCGACCUUGGACCCGAAGAACAAGAACAAGAACAAGAACAAGAACAAGAACAAGACCUUCCUCCUCUUCCUCCUCUAUCUUCUGCAGACCCCUCCUCCCCUACCCCCGUCCCGGUCCCAACUCCCCAGGUGACCAAGAAGAAAGUUCCCCAAGCAACCCCCUCCAAACAAAAGCCGGCUGUUCUUCCCGACGCCGUACCAACUCCCCUGCCUGCUGCUAAGUCCCCUGCCCCUCACCAACCCUCCGCAAGCAAGCCUCCCGCAAGCGCAAGUGCAAGCCGCAUCCCUAUGAGCAUGGGCAGUGCCACUGCCGCGCCCGCCUCCUUGCGCGAGGUGAACCCUAACUUGGCCUCGCCCACAGCGGUCAAGUCCUCCUCGAAUAACACAGCCAGCACUGCCGAAAAGGACGGCAGUUCGAUAGCGAGUGUGCUUGCUUUACCUCCCGGAGGUGAUGCACCUGUCAAGGUAGCGGCUGCUGCUGCUGCGAGGGGGGCGGUGGGGAAGAGGAUGGGUACGGCUGGUGUGAGUAGUAAGGGGAGGAAAGCAGGGUUGGUGGGAAUAUCCGAGGGGGUGGAAAAUGUACCACCCCCGGUGAGGACGGGCGGGAGGAGGAAGAGUCCUAGGUUGAGAUGA